This is a messenger RNA of Penicillium griseofulvum, 1308 nucleotides long. RefSeq lists its product as uncharacterized. The transcript has 2 exons. Bases 1 to 1308 code for a protein of 435 amino acids. Lineage: Eukaryota; Fungi; Ascomycota; Eurotiomycetes; Eurotiales; Aspergillaceae. The record is from RefSeq and is a predicted model, not a curated record.
AUGGCCUUCCUACCAGAUAGUCAAAGAUCCUGGCUCAAACGGAUCGAGACCGCGAAGCUUCAGACCACCAAAACAAUUCAUUCGUUCGAGUCUGCUGCCUCUGGGUCAAAAAUUACCUUGCAACAAUUCCUCCUUCUCCGAGUGUUGUGGGUGAAAAAUGAGGCCAACGAAUUAUCAGACCUAUCCAAGCUUAGCAAAUGGAACAUCCCACAGCAAAAUAUCGAAGCCGCCCGGAAACAUCUCAAAGCAUUACCUAACUGGGUGCAAUAUAUAUCAACUAUAUCGAAAAAUCUGUCAUGGCAUCAGGAGAAAGGCUUUUCAUCCCUUGGCACUUUCUCCCUGGUUCGUCUCUACCAGCUCAAUUCUAAAUCCCUCGAUAUAUCUCAGAGGUUGUUUAUCCCCAAGCUUGAGUUCUCGCCAAUGAGAACUAGAAGCCAUGGUCUAGCCGGUAGUGCUCAAGCAAGGGACGGCAAUCCUGUUACACCAACACGUUCUAAGAAGAAAGCGACGGCAUCCGAUUAUUCCAGCCUAGUUGACGAGGCAACGGCCGACUUUGAGGGCAUUCACAUCGAUGACGAUGAAAGCCCAGAGUCCCUUUUGCAUAUUUCCCCAUUCAGUCCGCCUACUGGGGACCUUGGUCCCGCUUUCAAGAGCAUCAGUGACGAACAAAUUGUCAACACGGCACUGCUUCUUUAUCUUCAAGCACUGCUGAUCAACAUUUGUGAAAUUGGGGCAGAUUGGACGCCCGAACGCCGCGCCUUAGUGGUGAAGAAGAAAGAUGGACAAAAGGUCUACGAGGCUCGAGUAGAUGGGUUUCUUCGCUAUCAGCAUGAUGAAAAUAGCCCAAUAAUGGCUAUCGUCGAGGUCAAGCCCUCUAUUCGUGAGCAAACACUCGAGACCGACGCCAUCCGAAUGCAGGAGGGCGCUCAGAUGGCUGCGUGGAUUUCCCAGCAUCCACCAACACCUUCUGAGCUUACCCCGGGUGGUAUAUUCAGUCGCCUACUCGUCUCUCAGGACCGUCACCAGAUUUAUCUGACAUUCGCAGAAUUUGAUACGGAUUAUGUACACUAUAUUUGUGAUACCACCUCGAGCCCUAAGCUAUCGACCCCUUUGGGCAAGAAACCGUCGACUCCCCCAAGCCAGAUCCCGCCGCCUAAGUUGAGCUUUCUUAAAAUGAACGAAUAUGGGCCUUUCGACAUUGGAAUUGAAAGCCAUAUGAGCUCACUUGGGCAGAUUGUACUGGCUUUCUCCUGUCGGGCAUGUGAGAUCAGAAAGAAGGCGCUUUCAAAAGCACAGAGGCAGAAGUAA